Messenger RNA from Actinia tenebrosa (Australian red waratah sea anemone), 8103 nucleotides. RefSeq lists its product as uncharacterized. The record is from RefSeq and is a predicted model, not a curated record. Gene Ontology annotation, cellular component: centrosome; centriolar satellite; ciliary basal body. Gene Ontology annotation, biological process: non-motile cilium assembly; protein localization to centrosome; microtubule anchoring at centrosome. NCBI's taxonomy places the organism in Eukaryota, Metazoa, Cnidaria, Anthozoa, Actiniaria, Actiniidae.
UGUGGCGCGAGUAGUCAACUUUGCAUUUUCUUGUCCAACCAUCUUUUACCUUCAAAACUGCUUUUAUUAUCCCCAUUUUCUGCAUCAUUAAAGCCAAUUUCUUGUCAACAGCGUCGAGGAAAUCUUAGUUUAAAAGGUACAUAGUACCAGUAAGUGGUACUUUCAGGGGGCGAUGGCAUCUGGUGGUGGGUCUCCAGGUGGAAGGGAUAGAAAGGUACCAAAGAUGUCUUCCCAAUCUGAACUGCGUACAAAGAAAAGACCAGUUCCAAGGUUCAAUACCAGUUUUGAUACCGAACUUAGUUUGAACACUGAGUUGAGAAGAGCAGAAGACAGCAUGAAUUACAGAUCUCUACCUAAUAAUCUGGGGUGGUCUUUGGGAGCAAAUGGUUAUAUGCCAGAAAGAGGUACCAGCAGUGGUGGUCAAAGAAAAAGCAAACAUUUUGAACAGGUUAAACUCCAAGAAAYUACAGCCAGUCCUGAAUCACCCCAGCCAGUUGAAUUCAAAAGAAAGAAACAUCAUACUCCUGCAACGAUACCUCGUACAAAGCUACCUGCAGGCACCCCUGUUGCUGAACGACUUGCACUGGAAAGACUCCGGCAACAUCUUGCUUUUGGAGAAGAUGAGCUACCUAGUCGAGGCCCCAGUACAAGGGGUUCACAAGAUGUUGUGACACUGCCAAGCCAAAGCUCUGCAGCUAAUAAUGAGCGAGCCCAGCUGUUAGCAAGACCAGGGGGUACCUUCCAGAUCCCUGUGAGGGAAACUAAUGAGACAGAUACCACUCUUGCUGUUGGUGGUGCUGAUGAAAGUGCUGGUGAACAGGUUGAUACAUCUAAAAUCCUUGAAAGGCUAAAACAAGUCAGGGACUUCCUCAAACAAGCAACUACAAUGUUUGUAUCUAUGAGCACAGGGGGAUCUGACGAACAGAGAACUAGAGAUUUUGAGCAAGCAGCAAAACUAGCCAGGCUAAUCAAACAUCUUAAGAAACAAGAGAGGGCUUAUACUAGCCUCUUGCAGAGAUCAAUAGCUGUAGAAGAUGACUCAGCUACAGAAAACACUCCUUCCUUAAGUCUACAUUCAUUUUCUGAAGAUGAGAAGAGUGAAACUCAUUCUGCACGUGAUGAAGAACUUCAAGGAUUACGACAGCAGCAUGAAUUACUCCAGAAAAUGCUUCAACAGCAAAAGCAACUCAAAGAACUGCAAACAAGACAAGCUGCUUUACUUAAUCUACAACGUGAUGCUGAACAAAGACUUGCUGAAGCUGAAGAAGAGGAUGAACAGACAGCUGAAGGAAUGGAGGAGGAUGCCAUUGGAGGUGGUGGAUAUGAUACCACUAGUGGUAGGAGCAGGAGUGGUACAGAAGCAUCAGCGGCCACGGCUGAGGGAAGUACUGAUGAUUGGGGAUUUACACCAGAGCAAUUUGCUCUACAUAACUUUAUGCAAAGAACUAAUGAAAAGUUUAGGGCUGAUGGUGACAAAGACAGGGAUGAGGGAAACCAAAGAAGAAGAAAGAAAAAUCAACAGGUUGUUAGGGCUGAACAUGGUCCAAGUAUGGAUCUUCAGUCUUCUUCUGAUGUUCAACCUGACAAUGAGGAAGCAGCCUUGGCAAUUGCCGAUGCAGCACAAGAGAGACUGGAGCUUGAAAAUAAGCUCAUGGCACUUCAGGCCAAGAAAGAACAAAUGGAUUCUCUUCUAAGAGAGCUACAACAACUGAGAGAGGCCCAGCUUAGAAAAGAAGGAAGAAAGCCUCAAGGUUCAAGCAUUAAUGAAGCAAAACAGGACAAUGACGAUGAGAAGCCUCUUGCAACAACUUCUCAAAAACUAGAUGAUGACAGCAUACUGGAAGCCUUGGAAGUCCAUGAAAAACUAAAAAAACUACAAGAUGUUAGGCAACAUCUAAAACAGCUGAGAGAUAUGAUUGGCCAUUACCAGGAAUCAGCAGGGACAGGAGGUGAYCUGAACCUACAAGAUGGACCAGGUAUGUUAGCAGAAGACAGUGCCCCUGAGUCAGGAAGGGCAGAUGAAACAGAAGAAGAGAGAGGGGCAGUAGGAGGUGCUGGAUCAUCUGCUACUGGCCCAGAUAAUUCAUCAUUGGAUUGGAUAUUGAACUAUGGUAUUGAUGACCCAGAACUUGUUAGCAAGCUAAGGCAGUUGCAUGCUGCAAGAGAAAGAGUUUUACAUCUCAAGCAGACCAACCAAAUGGCUCAGUUGCCUGUUGGAACAUCAAGACUUCAUAAUGAGACAAGCAACCCCCAGCUAUCACAGAGUCAAACAGAAGAUUUGGAGACAGACGGCACAACUACUGACACAGAAAGCAAUGCUAGCCAUGCCAGUUCAAGUUUAAAUGCAUUAGCUUGGCAGGAAGAUCCUGAAUUCCAGGAAAAAAUCACCAAACUGAACUCUGCCAAAAAGAAGUUAAAGCAGUUACAGGAACUUGUAAAAAGGGUACAACAGUUUCCUGAUGGUGCACCAGUAUUGCCUACUGAACUUGCUGAGUUAAGCUUUGAUGAAGUGGAUGAUGAUGAUGAGGAUGAAGACACAGAACAGUCAAGUAGCAGCUCUGAUGAAGAACAAGAUGAAGAUGAUGAUGAACAAGCAGUUGAAAGAAACUCAGGUGUGGAAGAUGAAGAUGAAGAUGGACAGUCUUCAGACAGGAUACAAAACCUGCAGGGCAUUGUUGUGAGUGAGCAAGAGGCAGAGUAUCAACUGCGACUGCAGAAACAGAAGAAUGAGUUAGACAGACUGCUUGAAGAGCGCCGCAGACUCCUACAAAUGCAACAGCAAUUGAGUAGAUUAACACAAGAACAAAACGAAGCCCAGAAAGCCCCAGCCAUGAAUGAAAAUGGCAGCCGUGCUUCAGCUGAAAUCCCAGCAAAGAAUCCCAGUAAAGCCAGAACCAGUAAUUCUGGAUCUCCAAGUCUUAUAAGAACAGAUACAUUCACAGUGAACAGGCCAAACAUACCUGUUAGACAUGUCAGUGAUAGUGCUACUCAAACUCAAUCCAUUGAACAGCCUCUAAGGACAUUAAAGUCUAAUAAAUCAUACUCUGUGGACUCUGGAGAACCUCCCCAAGGGGGGACAACAUCAAGUGCUUUGGUGUGGUCAGAACUCCGACGACAGAGAGAACUCCAUGAGGAAAAGCUAAAGAAACGUAAACACCGUCUUUUAAAUGAGAAGCGGAAGAAAGCAGGGCUUGAUGAUGUAUCAGAGGGGGGUGCAUACUCAUUACGAAGUGCAGAUGUCGAUGAAGGGUUUGGUGUUAGUAUGAUGAGUGCUGAUAUUACCACAGCCACAUGGGGUGGUUCUACACAGCCUAGUAGUACGCAGAACGAUUCAGCUGUCUCUGAAGAUGAAUCAGAAGGGGAAAAUCAAGAAGGCGAGAUUGCAGUUGAAGUUGAAGAUGACUACCCUGAUGGUAUUGUUCAGGCUGAGGAGGAAGAAGAAGAAAGAGAUGAACAAGAUACUUAUCCAGGAGGAGCAGCUGAUGUUUUUAGAAGUCGAGAAUGCGCUCCAAGAAACUAUGGCAUUGGACAAGUAUUAUUAGAGAAGAAACGAAGCAGAGGAGCAAGAAAAAAAGAACUUUCUUGGCCCAGGAUUGGUUCAGAUAGAAGUCCAAGACAAAGAUUAAGGCAACAGAACUUCACCCCAGCUGAACAGCUAAUAGAGGAACGAGAAAGAGAACAGUUUAUCCUUGAAAGAGAAGCCUGGGAACAACAGUGUGGCCAACUACAUGGGGAAGUGGCCAAGCUGACUGAUAUGUGUAAUAAUCUGCUCAGAGAUCAACAGUCUCUCAUUACAGCUCUGAUUGGACGGAAUAACCUAGGUGCUGGUCCACAGAUGACUCCUGGACCAAUGCCUGCUGCGGUAAAUGACUCCAACCCUUUCCAUCAAUACCAGCAAAAACAACAAGAAGCAUACCAAAGUCUACAAAGCUAUUUUGACAACCAGCGACACCUUUUACAACAACAACAAGUAGUCCAAACCCUAAACCAGUGCUACAUGCAGCUGAAUAACCAGCAACAGGACCUUAAUUUCUUACAGGGAAAGUUCCAACAGCUGUUUUCUUGUAAUAGCAAUCCUCCAUCAGCUGGUCCCUCGCCUCUACCACGUUAUGACAUGCCAGGAGCAUCUCCAGGAUAUCCAUUUGCUGCUGCUGCUAAUAACCUAGGACCAACAUUUUUACAACCAAAUGGAAUGCCAAGCUUCUCAUUCAGUGGUGCACCCACAACUUUUCCAUCAUUACCAGUAUUCUCUAGUGCAGGAAUAAAUACAACAUACUCUCACCCAACAGCUUCAAGACCAUCAGCAUCUAACAACUUCACUUAUUCUCCAUUCCAAACCAGUGCUACAGCAAAUGAUUCAAUAAAUCACAGAGAUAUCCCCUGGCCAGCACCUCCAUCCAGUGGACAGGCAUCAGCUAGUGCUGCAGCAGACAGUAUCCAGGUUCCAAGCUGGAUGCCUGUCUUCUCAGAUGCUUCCAGGUUUCCAUCUGUACAUACCCAGACGGAACACACAGCUAAUCCAGAAACUGGUGUUCCUAGUCCUAGGUUUGGCGCAUUUGGUGGUCACCUUUCUUCUCUUGCAUCCACACCAGCUGCUGGUUCUGGUGGAUUGCCCUCCUCAUCAAGAUAUAGUGCUGUUGGUACUUCUACAGAUGCAAACUUGUUAAGGAGCUAUGACCCAUCUGCUUAUGCAGAAGCCAGACCUACCCCACCAACUGAAGUAGUGGGCCGUUCGUUUCCCACACCUCUCAGAGCACAAGCAGUAGCCAACUUAGCAAACAAAGAUCGUUCUUCUCAGACUGCAAACCCAAAGCGGCCUUUGAAACGUGGCUUUGACUCAGUUGAAACGUCUUCUCAGACUUCUAGCUUACCAGGAGAUGCACACGAUCCUUCUAAAAGGGCAUCUCAAGAUAUUGAUCGGGCAUCUGAUGCUGGCAGUGAGUUCUCCUUGUUUGAAGCCUUGAGGGAUUCCAUCUACUCUGAAGUGGCUACGUUGAUAUCUCUUAAUGAAUCAAGACCACACUUCCUGAUCGAACUAUUCCGUGAACUUCAGCUACUUACAUCUGACUACCUCCGUCAGCGAGCCUUAUAUGCAUUACGUGACAUUGUCACAAGGUUCCUUACAGAAGACUCUCUCACCACAGGGAUGGUAGAUAAAACAGCUCAGCAAACUAGGUUUCAAGCAUGGGCUGGUUCGAAUUCUGAAUUGACUCCUAGUGAGACUGUAGAAACAUCAGAAGAUGAGCAGAACUGUCGAGACGAAGCAGUGUCAGCUCAAGUGGUUACAGAGGGUAUUUAUGAUUAUGUGGAGAAUGUAGAGUCUGGUAGUACCCUAUCUACACCUACAUCUAGUCAGACAGGAGAUGCGCCGUUUGCUUCAGAAGGUCUUGGUGAGACGGUUAUUCAUUUUGAUGAGGCAUUGCAAAAGAUGAGAGAAUAUGAGCGACUUCGUGCUGAGGGUAAGCUGCGUCAACUAGAUACCUCUGCUGGCAGUAAAGGUGAUUCCAAGGGAGCCAGUAAUAAGCAGAUGAAAGAGGACGUGACGACAAGCUCUGCUGGAGACAUGGGCAGUGACUCCUCUUUCUCUGAUGUUCAAUAUCCUCGUAUCGACACCCAAGCAUUAGAUCAUCAAAUCAAAUCCAUCAUGUCGGAGGUGAUUCCUUACUUGAAUGAACACAUGGAAGAUACCUGUACAACUGAACUGAUGGGUUAUAUACGAGGACUAGUAUUAUCCAGGAUAAGAGUCAGAGAAGAACAGGAGUUUGGAAGAUUUUUCCACAAGCAGCUUGCUUCGAUAUUACAUGACUCACUGUCAAAGUUUGAAGGACGAAAAAUGAAAGACUGUGGUGAAGAUAUGCUAGUAGAUAUGUCUGAGAUUCUGUUCAACGAACUAGCCUUCUUUCGUUUGAUGCAAGACCUCGAUGGAAGCGGCGGCACAAGAGGAAGAAGGCCAUUCUGGAGACAGGAAGUCGAGAGUGGCACAGACACUGGCACAGGACAGGAAGCAGAUAAAGAAGAUGAAGGGGAUGUUGAAGGAGCUGAUGAAGAAAAGGAUCAACAACCUGAAGAUAGUGCAACUGAAGAGACGGAGUCAACGACCCGCGAGAAGCCUGAAGAUGAUAAGGAUGAUAUUAAAGAUGAAGAGGAAGAUGAUGAUGAUGAAGAGGACAAUGAGAGUAGCGAUGAUACCUCAUCAUCUGAAGAUUCAGAUGCAGAGGAUGAGGCUGCCGCCGACGAUGAGGGUGCUGAACAAGAGGAUACACCCAUCCUGAAAGAAGAGAAAGAGGCGGAGGAAGAGGAACUCGGAAAGGAUCGAGACGACGACAUGGCAGCACAAUUUGAAGACAUGCCAGAAAGUUCCAAAGAAAACGCAUCAGAAUCGCAACAGUGUGUAAAGCUCGAACUAUCCGUGAGUGAAUCUAAACCAUUUACCAGUGCUGGCAGCGGAGAAGAAGAUGGCGAGGAGUCAUACGAUGACUUACAGUCCAAGAGAACUCUAGGAGAAUGUGAAGGAGGAACAGCGGCUGGUCGAGACAGAGGGCAAGGCAGUGAGAGUGAUGAGAGUGAUGAUAGUAAUGCACCACAAGAUGAUCAGGCACAGGCUACAGCUGCAGCAGCAGAAGCAGCGACUGCGGCAGUAACCACAGCAACAGCAGCAACACAGGGUGCCGACCAAGCUAACAGGCCUGAGCAUCUCCAGAAUGGACAGCUUACGGAAGACCAUGAUGACUUUGAAGUCAUUCUUGAUGACCUACCAACCAAGCUAACAGGAUUAACAGAGGCGGAUCUACAAGCUCGUAUAGCUGAAGAACAGAGCCGGACUGAAGGUGCUCAAGGAGUCUUGAGACAUAUUGAUGCUGAACCAGAACUAGCUGGUGAUGGAAAUGCGCUGCGUGAACCAGAGCUACCUGCAAAUCCAGCAAAUGAUUCUCAAGUAGGCGAGAAGUAAAUCCCUACCAGCCUAUUGCACAUGGAUCCGUGGCUGUAUGUAUAGUGAAUACUAUAUGGCUUCUAGAAUUCAUAUUCUAACGCGCUAUAUUUAUUGGCCUUGGAACUUCCAAGAUUUCAUCACCGACUCCAGGAUAAACCUGAAGAAACGUUGAUCCAGAAGACUGACACGUGGUGGUGUUCACAAAUCCUUGAGGAUUUUCUCCAAAUUCCUAACUUUCAGUCCUUUUUAUAUAUUCAUAUUUUAGUGUACGUACGYGUUAUUAAUUGAUAAAUCCAGUUAUUAAUUCAUUAGGAUUUCUCGAUCGUCACAGUGUGGUGUGGAUCAGUUUUUCUCUUAGGUAUCUUGUUUCUAUUGGUCGCGAGUAUAUUGGUCGCGGCUAGGAGACGACUUCUGUAUACCUUUCUAAAGAUUGCAAAGUUUGUCUGUCUGGUUGUACCUGGGUGCCUUGUCUGACUGGAUAAAAGACGUUAGGUCUAGUAAUUUGAUAGUAAUAUAUAUUGCCUGCCUAUUGAGGGCAACUCGUUUAUCGAUAGUUAAAACUUGCGCAUGCAAACAGUUACAUAGAGGAGUGAGGAUGUUAUCAAGGGUGCGAAGGCGCUUGUUUUGCAACACGCUCUAUUUUCCCUUUGGUAACGAAUAGCGCAUGUAUUUCAUACUUAUAAUAAUUACGCUAUAACCAUCUGCAUGUCCUGUAGGUUCGUCUCGUUUUUAUAAUUAUACGUCUUCUAAACAUACUUCUGAGUGGUUUUAAAACACUGCGACUCUCAAAUGGCUUUGAUAAUCGACUCGUUUGAUUGGACAGUUGGCGCUGCUUUAGUGGUUAUUGAUUGGCUGAGAGCCUAGGUGCGAUCUUCCACUACGACAUUUGCGCUGUUGGAAGCUUAAGAUUAAAGAAAGUUAUUGAAAAUCAACUUGAGGCCCGUUCAAACAUGGUAACUUAACCGAGCCAGUACGCAAUGAAAGCCUUGAAUAUUUUUUAACGAACAAUUAAGGCAUACUGGCAGGAGUUCCAUGUUUGGAUUGGGACUUUGAUUCAUAUAUUGGUCUAGUUUGUGAGAUUCUUGGCACUGUUAUAGCAGAGUGAAACUAUUUAUUAAACCCGAAUUAAGUGUAAAAAAAAAGGUAAAUAAAGGUUGAUAGUUUUACCUAAA